CACACACACAGACUUACUUCCCGCGUUAUGCCACAUGCCGCCACGCUUGAGGAGUUAAGUUCCCAUAUUGCCGCCAUCCAGAAGGUGCCCGGACAGCUGCUAGAAGAUGCUGCUCCAGAGGUCGACCUGGCAGGCCUCCGCUGCAUUGCACAGCAACUGCUUGAGCUGUCCCGUGAAAGAAGACUUGCUGCGAAGGUCUCUGUUUCAUGGCCUCGGGCUGCUGUUGCUGUCCUGCUAGCGUUGGGUGCCUUGAUCACCUGGAUACCCGCCUUGAGCUACAACUUCAAUGGAGGCUUCUUCAUGGAUGAUGCUAUGAUCAAGAAGAACCCCAAUGUCUAUGAGGAAUUGAACUGGCUCCGGCUCUUCAGGACUGACUACUGGGGCCUGGACAUGUUUCAGGGCGAGUGGACGCAUAAAUCCUUCCGGCCAUUGACGGUGCUCAGCUUUCGUUGGAAUCAUGCGUUGGCUGGCUUUGAAGGCUCUGGUUUCCACGUCGUCAACGUCCUAUUGAAUUGGGUUUGUUCAGUUCUGAUGGGUGUUCUUGGCUUCGCCCUGGGUCUUCCUGCAGACUUUGCGCUGCUGCUUGGGGCUUUGUUCUUAGCGCACCCCGUUCAUACAGAGAGUGUGCUCUACAUUGUUGGGCGCGCUGACCUCCUUUGCCUCCUUCUGAUUCUUGUGGCAGCGCUGCUGUACACACCGUGUGUCAAGGAGCUGCAGCCAGGCUUUUUGCUGCUACCGCUCUCUGCAGUAUUGAUGGUGGCUGCGGGCCUGUGCAAAGAGACAGGAUUUUGCUUCUUUGGGUUGCUGGCGGGCUGGGAGAUUCUUGGAGGGCUGUUGACCUCCUGGCGCCGGGGGCGUGUCCUCCGCAUCCUCGCCAUGCUGCUUUUGGGCAGCCUAGCUUGUGGUCUCCGAGUGUGGUACACCGGCACGGCCAUUGAGAAUAUGGACCCCCAUAGCAAUCCCAUUGCGGUCCAUGUUGACCGCGGGGUACGUUUGCGGAGCUAUGCGCUCCUGCAUGGGAUUUAUAUGAAGUUGCUGGUGUUUCCGAACUUCCUGAGCUACGACUAUUCCUUCGAUGCGAUUCCACUGGUCCUGGAUGCCUCGGAUUGUCGGCUCUUGUUACCUUUGGUCGCCUACCAGGGCUUCUUCAUGCUACUCGCCCUUUCCCUCUCUGUCUUGCAUCCUCACAAGCAGGCGUCGGAAGCUCCAAUCGUCGGAAUGGCAAUAUUGCUCUUGAGCUUCGUCCCUAUGUCCAAUAUCUUGUUUCCCGUGGGUACGAUGAUUGGCGAACGCCUUCUGUAUAUCCCAUCAGCAGGCCUUCUCCUCACCGUGGUUUCCCUGGUCUUUUCCUGGAAGCGGCGCAAUAGCGGUGCUGCGCUUCUUUGUAUCGCUGGUGCUCUGGGGAUCUGGCGCUGUGCGGUGCGAGUGCCGGAGUGGAAGGACUCCGAAAGCAUCACGACAGCUGAUGGCCUCACUCAGCUGAACUCUGACUUUGCGGGAAGGCAAAUGCCUUGCAGUCGGCAGACUCCUGCUGAACUAUUCAAGUGCAGGAUUGCGUUGGCAGCCUGUGAUUUUGCUCGGGUGCAAUUCAACCUGGCCAAUGUCUACCUGCAGGCCAAGCAGUACGACCUGGCCUUGGAUACGUACCAGCGCUCCAUCAAUAUUGACCCCACGGACCACGAUGCGUUGCCGUUGUACCAUGCUGGACAAAUCCUCUUCUUCAAAGGGCAGCACCAAGAAGCUGCCAGAUACCUGGAGAAGGCGGUGAAUGGCUUCUUUAGUCCCUUGACCAUUCAGGAGGAAGAGAUUUGGCAUGAUUAUGCACUUUCCCUUUGGUUUGUGCAGAAGCCGCAGGCUUCGAUCGCCCACUUUCAGAAAGCACUCAGCAUCAAUCCAACCUUCACAAAAGCCAUGAACAACAUGGCUUGUGCUGCUGGUUUGGGUGCUAUCACUGGCAUAUUGCCCCGAGAGUACUACCAGCAUGCCAUCAACGCCUUGGACCAGGCCGUCCGACUUGAUCCUGCGAAUGUGCUCUACUGGCGCAACGCUGUCGCACUCAUGUCCGGAGGUGGAGACGAGUCCCGCGCCGCUGCGACGUGGCAACAGCUGGUUGCAAUGGAUCCGCAGGGAGCAGCAAACCCGCCCAAAGAUUGCAGCUGGGAGUUCUAUUUUCGAUAAAA
Molecule: messenger RNA, 2180 nt
Organism: Durusdinium trenchii
Lineage: Eukaryota; Dinophyceae; Suessiales; Symbiodiniaceae
Source: the annotation of a GenBank genome assembly